Nyctereutes procyonoides (raccoon dog) is the source of this 2773-nucleotide messenger RNA. It is a transcript of the gene ALG6, whose product is annotated as ALG6 alpha-1,3-glucosyltransferase. The record is from RefSeq and is a predicted model, not a curated record. Lineage: Eukaryota; Metazoa; Chordata; Mammalia; Carnivora; Canidae. Gene Ontology annotation, cellular component: endoplasmic reticulum membrane. Gene Ontology annotation, molecular function: dolichyl pyrophosphate Man9GlcNAc2 alpha-1,3-glucosyltransferase activity. The transcript has 16 exons. Gene Ontology annotation, biological process: protein N-linked glycosylation. Bases 235 to 1764 code for a protein of 509 amino acids.
GGAAGGCGCGAGGGAAGCGCUCCGCCGCGGGGGCGAGCGCGCAGGCGCCUUUCUGGGAGAGCUGCGGGCGCGAAUCCCGCCGUGGCGCGGGCUGAGGGAUGGAAAAAGUAAUACAGAGCCCUUCUUACUGUUCAAGAAGAGAUCCGUUAAGCCUUAUAAUUAGCCACAAAGGACCCUAAAAUUACUUGCCUUCUUCAUCCACAGGAAGAUCUCCAUUCGGUUUGAAGAAGAAAUAUGGAGAAAUGGCACUUGAUGACAAUUGUGGUCUUAAUAGGACUAACAGUACGGUGGACAGUUUCUCUUAAUUCUUAUUCAGGUGCUGGAAAACCCCCUAUGUUUGGUGAUUAUGAAGCUCAGAGACACUGGCAAGAAAUUACUUUUAACUUACCGGUCAAACAAUGGUAUUUUAACAGUAGUGAUAACAAUUUGCAGUAUUGGGGAUUGGAUUAUCCACCUCUUACAGCCUAUCAUAGUCUUUUAUGUGCAUAUGUGGCAAAAUUCAUAAAUCCAGACUGGAUUGAACUCCAUUCAUCACGUGGAUAUGAGAGUCAGGCACAUAAGCUCUUCAUGCGUACUACAGUAUUCAUUGCUGAUUUGCUGAUUUAUAUACCUGCAGUGGUUUUAUACUGUUGUUGUUUAAAAGAAAUCUCAACCAAGAAAAAGAUUGCUAAUGCUUUAUGCAUAUUGCUGUAUCCAGGCCUUAUUCUUAUCGACUAUGGACAUUUUCAAAACAUAUAUAAUUCUGUGAGUCUUGGCUUUGCUUUGUGGGGUGUUCUUGGAGUAUCUUGUGACUGGGACCUACUAGGCUCACUGGCAUUUUGCUUAGCUAUAAAUUAUAAACAGAUGGAACUUUACCACUCCUUGCCAUUUUUUUGCUUUUUACUUGGCAAGUGUUUUAAAAAAGGCCUGAAAGGAAAGGGGUUCGUGUUGUUAAUUAAGCUAGCUUGUACAGUUGUGGCUUCCUUCAUUCUCUGCUGGCUGCCAUUCUUUACGGAAAGGGAGCAAACACUGCAAGUUCUAAGAAGACUCUUCCCAGUUGAUCGUGGAUUAUUUGAGGAUAAAGUAGCCAAUAUUUGGUGCAGCUUCAGCGUCUUUCUGAAGAUCAAGGAUAUUUUGCCACAUCACAUCCAGAUAAUAAUCAGCUUUUGUUUUACAUUUUUGAGCCUGCUUCCUGCAUGUAUAAAAUUAACACUUCAGCCCUCUCCCAAAGGAUUCAGAUUUACUCUGGUUAGCUGUGCACUGUCAUUCUUUUUAUUUUCUUUCCAAGUACAUGAAAAGUCUAUUCUCUUGGUAUCAUUACCAGUCUGCUUAGUUUUGAGUGAAAUUCCUUUUAUGUCUACUUGGUUUUUACUUGUGUCAACAUUUAGUAUGCUACCUCUUCUUCUGAAGGAUGAACUCCUAAUGCCCUCAGUUGUGACAACAAUGGCAUUUUUUAUAGCUUGUGCAAUUUCCUUUUCAAUAUUUGAAAAGACUUCUGAAGAAGAACUGCACUUGAAAUCCUUUUCCAUUUCUCUUAGGAAAUAUCUUCCAUGUUUUACAUUUCUUCCCAGAAUUAUACAAUAUUUGUUUCUUAUCUCAGUCAUCACUAUGGUACUUCUGACACUGAUAACUGUCACACUGGAACCUCCUCAGAAAUUACCGGAUUUAUUUUCUGUAUUAAUUUGUUUUGUAUCCUGCUUGAACUUCCUGUUCUUCUUGGUAUACUUUAACAUUAUAAUCAUGUGGGAUUUCAAAAAUGGAAGAAACCAGAAGAAAAUCAACUAGUUCUAUCUCCAAACAGAUGUGAAAAUAUUAACAGUGCUUAAAGUUGUUUUGAACUUUUUUGGCUACAUAUAAAUGAAAUUAUCAUUUUGAUAAUCACAAAACUAUAGGGAAAAAAUUAAUAAAAAGUCAUUGUUGUCUGUACAAAGUUAAUGUAUAUGGGGACCCAAGCCCAGUGGAGGCUUUUAUUUUCUAACUAUGGAGUGGCCACGACAUAUUGUAGUUUUAUUAUUAUUCAGUUAUCUAAAUGCUUACCCUUAAUCCCAGUGUUUAUAUUUAGGAAAUGUACUCUAUGAUUUGUUGUCUUAAAAAUUUUUUUUUGCAAAUCCAAUGAAUUUACUGGGUGAAUUAAGUCCUUCUUUUUAAAGGAAAUUACUAAUUUUGGUAUUUAAAUUUAGUUUUCCUUACAUUUUAGGAUGCAAAUAAUGUGCAUUUUCCACUCAUUAGAAAUUAUAUCUCAGGGAUUAAAUUUGUCAUGAUCUUUUUAAUUAUUGUGAGAAGGCAAUUUAAACUGCUUGGAGUUUGAACAUGUCUUAUUACAUGCUCAAAUUUGAUUUCUUUUAUAACAAAGUAGAGAUUAGACCAUGUUCUUCUUUGUUUCCAAAAAUGCUGAUUUACUUGAAUGCAAUUAAAGAGUGAAUUUUACUGAACUUAAGUGGUUGGAGUAAUUUUUUAAAAAAAUUAUUCAUAUCACUAGUUCUAAACUUCUAGGAUCAUUUUGAGUUAAAUAGUUUUAUACAAGAUAUCAUCCUUUUGAUCUUUUUUGAGUGGUUAAAGAUUACCACUUCCAUAAGCAUUGCUUCAUAUCAUGUUUCAUGUUAACUUGGCCGUUAAUAAUGUAUCAUUCUAUAGUAGGAGAAGCUCAUCUUUACUAUCAUACUCAAUUGGUAAAAAUAAUGUAUCAUAUUCAUGUUAUAGCUUCUUAUGUAAAGACUGUUCUCUCGGGAGGGCGGGGGGAAAAACGUGUUCUUUUAGUCUCUGUGAUAAGAAUAAAACAAUUAUUUUCACAUCA